AUGUCUGGAUCGUCAAAGAAGUUUUAUGGAGGACAGACUAAUGCGCCCCCUCUGGGCGCGACACUCUCUGUUUCUUCGAGCGCUCCUAUUCUCUCUUCUUCUCAAGAAUCUCUACAUCCAAACUCGAAUGCCUCGAUAAGACCAUCUACAAGCGCACCUUUACGGCCUGCCUCAGCCUUAUCAUCUCGCACAUUCUCAGUUGUCGGAUCGUACAGACCACCUUCCAGCGCAUCGACUCGACCAGGCUCUCGCCUUGCACAGCGACCUGCUUCUCGUGUAUCCCAGCGACCUAUUUCGCGACAAUCCACGCGCCUGUUACCCAGCUAUCAGACCCUAGUCACUCAAGUAGCCGGUCUCGCACCUAACAAUGAUGAAGAGAAUUUCCGCGUCGCUGUUGACUUUGUGUCCAAGACCUUGGAUCAAACUGCCAGACCUUCUGGAACUAAUGAUAUAUCCGUCGUAGACAAGCAUCUUCGCGGACAUGCACAGAAAGCCUGUAUCAAUUCUCAUGAUGUCCUGGCGGAAGCUCUUGAGAUUGCACAUCGUAAGGUCAAAGCUCAAAUGCAGCAAAGUCGUGAUCUAGACUCAGAUAUAAAGACAUCUUUGCUACCAAGCCAUUUGCAGUUGUUGAUUCUGCUUUCACUCCCUCCGGAUGCAGGGACGCAGAAUUUUGCAGAAGAAUAUAUUAAUAGAGUCAAGAACCCUUCGCAGUCGGUGCCUACUCUAACUUGGAAGGACAUUCUAGCAGAGGAACCCUUCGAAGGCCAGCAUUGGGAAGGUGCAUAUGGUCUGCUCCCGGGAAGCACAGUAGAAGACUGGUAUGUUCACAGUGGAGGGAGUACGCCGUCCCUAUCACCUUUUGACGACGAUUCGGACGACCUCGAUGUCUCUCUGUUGUCUGCUGAAAUGCUUGAUGACCGCGAAACCCUGCCUUCGCCACACAUGCUGAAAAUGGAGGUACCUGUGCCCCCUCGCCAGACGUACAGUCAUCGACAAGACGUCGAAGAUCUCCAGGCAAAGCAGUAUUGGAGGACAGACUGGCAUACCGAUGCCAAUAUUAUGCGACCUUUCAAUAUCGGAGACGCUUCAACUUUAGGCCCAUCUAUACAUCGUGCUCUGGGAGAUAAGGCCACCUUAGGUAUUGAUGGUCCACAAAGAGAGAAAUACAUUCAUGAGCAUGAUGCUGUUCGGGAAGUUCUCAUGGGCUUGAGAGGUCACAAGAACCUCAUGAUGGCGUGGUUGCGCGGUAGUGAUGGUACAUAUUCCUUCGUGUCUACCUUGGGAACUAGGCUACUUCACUUUUCAGCAAUGGCUCAAGCUUCUAUCCUAACUCUAUUCGCAGAAACAGCAACUACGCUUGAGCAUUUGCGCAAGUUCAUCAAAGCUGUCUAUUGCAAAGCAUCUAGUCGAGUAGCACCCGAUAAUCAUAAAGCAGCUCCUCUCACUACGUUGUAUCGGCAUAACACUCUCACCCUCGAGGCAUUCUCGGCGGCCGUCGAGUCCCAGAUAUUGGCGCUUGAAGGGUGGUGUGCGCUGAAGGAGGAGCAAAUAUGCAUGGCCGAGAGCGGUGUCGGGCCUACACUGGUCGUGAGUUUACUCAGCCUGGAGAAGAGCCUCCGGGACAAAUUCUCGUUAAGCUUUCCGGUAGUACUGGAUGUACUCCGGAAUGUGGUCCAACGGGCUUUACGGUUGCCAGAGCCUCUUCAUGAGAUCUGGACGAUGACUGAGCUUCCCAUGCGAUCAUCCCCGUCAGUAUUCAGCGCAUUACUGCUGGACUCGCUGUUGAACGCUGCCCAAGAAAAUGUAUCAUUGGGCGACGCCAUCACCUCGGCUACACUAAUGCGCAUAUUUGUUGGCACUGCGGAACCCAUAUGGAACAUGGUGGGACGUUGGUUGAGGGACGGGAUGCCUGUCCAGAACGUACUCGGAUCGCACGAGAAGAGUCGAGCCGAGGAUGUGGAUGACGAAUUCUUCGUGGGAGAUAACGAACUACCUAUCUUGGAUCCUGAUUUCUGGGCGGACGGAUUCACUCUCAAAGAUGGUCAGGGAGAGAACACAAAACCUAGCUCGAUACCAACAUUUCUGGAGCACAUGGCUCAAGAUAUCAUGCAUGCGGGAAAGGCUAUCGGACUUCUACGUCUCUUGGGAAUCCCGGCUAUGUUUGAUCGUCAAGCUAACCAGUCUUGGAUGGCGGACUGGAGGUCUUUCGCCAUGUUACUGAACACCCCGUCCGGGUCUGUUCGUUCGCAGCCGCUUAACAGCGCCGAAAUUACGGUACAAGGGUGGUCGAUAACGACUUCCACGGGGGACCUAUCCCGUCUGAUCUCAGACGAGCUCGCACCCCAUAUUUUAUAUGCCCAAGAGAUGCUGCAGAAGGUGCUUAUUGAUGACUGCGAUCUGUGGCUACAUCUCUCUGCUAUGGAAGACCUAUUCUUGAUGAGAAGAGGGGACGCUAUGUCUCACUUCAUUGACAAAGUGCUUUUGAGAAUGGACAGCAGACAACCAUGGACGGACUUCCACUUUUUGAAUACCGCGUUCCGGGACGUCGCAGAGGCUACUCCUCACCAGUGGAUCGAUACUUCCCUAGUCCGCUUCUCACAUAGGGGAGCAAAGGACAAGUCAAUUACUAGAACAGUGAGAGCGAUUGACGGCUUGUUGAUCGAGUACGCUGUGCCGUUCCCUCUGACCUAUGUUUUCGGUCCGCGAGUAAUGCAAGUCUACUCGUCGAUAUUCUCGUUUAUUCUGCAGAUACGCAGAGCCAAGAGUGUGCUCGAGCGUAUAUUGGUACGUGGCGAUGUGGCAGGCACAUCACAUCUGGGAAGCGACUUGAAAGCGUUUUAUGCUAUGAGAAGUAAGCUCUCAUGGUUUGUCAAUGUGCUCCUUAACUUCUUGGCAACCAAUGUGCUGCAUACACAAGUGCUCCAAUUUCACGAGGCAUUCAAGAAAGCAAAUUCUCUCAACGAGAUGAUCAGAAUACACGACGAGCAUCUUUUGAAGAUUCAAGGACGGUGUCUCUUGCAGAGAAACACAUCUGCAUUCCACCGCGCCAUUAUCUCUAUUCUCGACCUGACCAUGCAUUUCAGCGAUUGCUUCGUAGCCUUUGCAGGAGAUACGACACACGACAUCUCGCGAAAUUCUAUUGUCAUGAUGAAACGCCAUCGCAGUCGACGCGUCAGGCGUCAGAAGAGAAAUGUUAUUGGAUUUACACAGUCGUUGCGAGAAACUGACGAGAGUUCAGAGAGUGACAGGGACGAGGAAUUUGUUGACGGUGCUCGUCCGGAGCCGUCAUUCUCCUUGGCAACUUCAACUGGUUCGUUUGUAGACGAGAGCUUCAUUGAUAGACUGGACAAGAUGUCUUCAGAGCUCGAUACGCUAGUGCGAUUCAUCCGGCAUGGCGCAGAGAGUUUAGCGGCUGGCGGAAGUGAGGCGGCGUCGGCAUUCGGUAUAUUUGCCUUCGCACUGGAAGAUUGGGACAGGUAA
Fibroporia radiculosa is the source of this 3480-nucleotide messenger RNA. RefSeq lists its product as uncharacterized. The coding region runs from base 1 to 3480 and encodes 1159 amino acids. Gene Ontology annotation, cellular component: equatorial microtubule organizing center; gamma-tubulin complex; centrosome. Gene Ontology annotation, biological process: microtubule nucleation; cytoplasmic microtubule organization; mitotic cell cycle. The transcript has 12 exons. The record is from RefSeq and is a predicted model, not a curated record. NCBI's taxonomy places the organism in Eukaryota, Fungi, Basidiomycota, Agaricomycetes, Polyporales, Fibroporiaceae. Gene Ontology annotation, molecular function: gamma-tubulin binding; microtubule minus-end binding.